AUGGCCGAGGAGAAGGUCAACUCGGCGACGGCUGCCCCAGUCGACGCCGUCGACCCCCGGCCGUCCUACAGCAGCGUCCCCGUCCACCCCGAUGAGAAGGGCGCUAUGGGCGGCGAAUGGACGGAGCCUGUUGUCGAUGUCAAGGUCCCCGAGACCGAAGAUGUCAAGGGAGAGGAGGACCUAUACCGUCCUCUCUUGAUGGACCCGGGCAUUCCCCAUGAAGAGAACAUCUUGACCGUGCGCGCUAUCGUCAUCGGCUGCAUGCUCGGCACUCUUGUUAACGCCUCCAACUUGUAUCUUGGUUUGAAAACCGGUUUCACCUUCAUUGCCUCUAUGUUCGGCGCAAUCUUCGGCUACGGUAUCCUCAAGUUGCUCACCCAGACCGGCCUUCCCCUCAUCGGCGGCACUUUUGGUCCCCAGGAGAACAGCAUUGUCCAGGCCGCUGCCACAGGUGCCGGUGGCAUUGCAGGUAUCUUCGUCGCCGGUAUUCCUGCUAUGUACCGCCUUGGUGUUAUGGACAGUACUCCUUCGGGCGAUAUUGGCCAGAUCUUCACCCUAACAAUCUGCUGCUCUUUCUUCGGGCUCUUCUUCGUUACCCCCCUCCGCAAGUUCUUCAUUAUCCGCACUGCGAGGGAACUGAAGCUCAUGUUCCCCACGAAUACCGCUACCGCCCUCACCAUCCGCUCGAUGCAUGCCGGCGUCACUGGUGCCCGCGAGGCUGUUAGCAAGCUCAAGGCUUUGGGAGCCGCUUUCACUAUCUGCAUCGCCCACCGUGUCGCUUCUCUCUACGCCAUUGGAAUCUUGUACGACUGGCAUUUCUUUACUUGGAUUCACAUCUGGAGUGGAUACACGUCGUGGGCUAUGAACAUCGAGUCCUGGGGCUGGUAUUUCGAGUGGACUACGGCUUUCAUCGGCUCCGGUAUGCUCAUCGGAAUGAACUCUGCGUGCUCCAUGUUCGGCGGCGCUGUCUUGGCAUGGGGUCUGAUCGGACCUUUGCUUGUUCAUUACGGCGAAACUGUCGGCAAGGACGCCAGUGAGGGCCUGCCUGAAUGGGCCGGAACCUACAGCUUCACCUCCCUUUCUGACGUUCGCCAUCCCAGCCCUCGAUAUUGGCUGCUUUGGCCCGGAGUUAUGGUGAUGGUUUGUUCUUCCAUGGCUGAGCUCAUCGUGCACUGGAAGAUCAUCGCCAUCGGCUUCGGCGCCGGAUGGAAGUCCAUUUGCUCUUCCAUUCACCACGUCUUGCAGAAACGCAACAAGCGUAUUGGUUACAUCGCAAGAGUCGCCGAAAAGGAGGAGAAGGUGGAUGAAAACGCCGUCGAGGAUCCUGCCACUCCGGAUCAGCAAGUUGCCACGUGGAUUUGGGUCGUCGGCUUGUUCGCCUCCAUCAUUUUCACCAUCAUCGUUAUGGCUCUGCAGUGGGAAGUGAAUGUUGGCAUCACCAUCUUGGCUCUCAUCCUCGCCUUCCUAUUCUCCUUCCUUGCCAUCCAGAUCGGUGCUGUGACGGACCAGACACCCUUGACCGCCGCCGCAAAGGCCGCCCAGCUCGUCAUCGGUGGCGCCACUACUGGCUCGGGAUACGGAGUCGCGCACGCUCAGCGCAUCAAUCUCAUCUCCGCAGGUCUUGCCGCCGGAGCUGCCGACGUGGCCACUUCUCUUACGUCCGACUUCCGCACCGGCUUCCUGCUCGGCACUCCACCAAAAAAGCAGUUCAUAGCACAAGCCAUAGGAACGCUUUGUGCAUCAUUUAUCGCGCCAGCUUUGUUCGUAUUGUUUACUACUGCGUACCCUUGUAUCCUAGAUGCGAAUGCUGAGCACUGCUCCUUCGCUGUGCCUUCGGUGGCAGCGUGGGCUGCCGUUGCGCAGGUUGUCACGGAGAAGGACGUGUCGAUCCCGCUUUCAUCCGGCAUCUUCGCAAUCGUUCUCGGCAUUGUGUCGAUUCUCCAGGUCAUUGUCCGCCACUACUACCUCAGUGGUCCCCGCGAGAAGUACCAGGAAUACCUCCCUAACUGGGGUGCUAUCGCCCUGUCCUUCGUUAUUCCCGGACCGGUCUUUGUCAACGCUGCUUUCCUCGGUGCCAUCAUCGCCUUCAUCUGGCGCCGGUACAAGCCCGAGAGCUUCGAGCGUUACGGCUACGCCGUCGCCGCCGGCAUGAUUGCCGGCGAGGGUAUGGGCGGUGUCGUCAAUGCCGCCCUCACUCUCGGCAACGUCGCUGGAGACAGAUUUGGAACCAAGGGCCUGGCCUGCCCUGUUAACCAGUGUUAA
Messenger RNA from Colletotrichum karsti, 2262 nucleotides. RefSeq lists its product as uncharacterized. The transcript is spliced from 5 exons. NCBI's taxonomy places the organism in Eukaryota, Fungi, Ascomycota, Sordariomycetes, Glomerellales, Glomerellaceae. The record is from RefSeq and is a predicted model, not a curated record. Gene Ontology annotation, cellular component: fungal-type vacuole membrane. The coding region runs from base 1 to 2262 and encodes 753 amino acids. Gene Ontology annotation, molecular function: oligopeptide transmembrane transporter activity.